Messenger RNA from Eurytemora carolleeae, 3486 nucleotides. Its product is annotated as RIMS-binding protein 2. The coding region runs from base 196 to 3369 and encodes 1057 amino acids. The transcript has 33 exons. The record is from RefSeq and is a predicted model, not a curated record. Gene Ontology annotation, biological process: neuromuscular synaptic transmission. NCBI's taxonomy places the organism in Eukaryota, Metazoa, Arthropoda, Copepoda, Calanoida, Temoridae. Gene Ontology annotation, molecular function: protein binding.
GAUGUGAACAGUUACAUCAAGGGUUCUCUCACAGGUCUACAUAGUCCUAGUUUAGAGUCUAAACACACAAAUUUAUCUGAGUAUAGAUCAGAGGGCAAUGUAAGAUUCUUAGGGAAAGUUGGAGGAGUAGGGUCAACUAUUGGUUCUGUUUCUUCGCCCUUCAUUCCUUCAUCAGACUUCUCCCCUCUACCUGUCAUGCGGACCAUGCAUUCUACACCUCCAGGAUUAUCGAGUCUGAACUCUAUGAUGAGGUUGCCAACAACCUCGUCUCAUGGAACUCAUGAACAACAGCCUUACUACAGUUUGCCCUCACCCGCUUAUGAGACUAUCGGUAACCAUCAUCAGUCUGAAGCAAUUGAGAGCUCUCAGUCUCACCUCUGCGAUAUUCUUAUGUUGGAGCGAAGCCUUGAAAAUGAGAUAAAUCAGCAUGGUCUACAUGAUUCUAACAAGCUGGACAUGCUGGAGAUUCCUGGAAAAGGAAGAUGCUAUGUGUAUCUAGCCAGGUACACAUACGAUCCCUUUGCACAGUCACAGAACGACAAUCCUGAGCAUGAGCUACCAUUGACAGCUGGUGAUUAUGUUCUUGUCUGGGGUGACAUAGACGAUGAUGGAUUCCUCGAAGGGGAACUUCUGGACGGCAGACGGGGUUAUGUUCCCUCAAACUAUAUUACUCGGUUGGUUGGAGAGGAUCUUAUGGAGUUCCAUCAAAGUGCUGUAGUAGGAGCUCAAGCUCCAGAGGAGGCUGAAGAUCAUUGGUCAACCUCCAUACCCCAGGAGCUUGCCCUAAGUAUGAGGGAUAUACCUGAGAGUAGAAUGAUUACACCGGAACCUCAUCUUAACAGCCUUCCUGGGGAAAACUGGGAUGAACAUCAGCAUCUCAUGCAUCCUAUGUUUAUGCAGUCUCCCGAUGAGAUAGAUUUACCUCCACUUGACCCUGAACUUAUGGACCAUCACCGACGAAGACAGGAGGAUGAUCUGCUAGAGCCCUCUGAUGCCGGUGCAGUUCCCCCUCCUAAACAACUUACGCUUGAAAGACAAUUAAACAAAAGUAUUCUUAUCGGUUGGAAUCCCCCUGACUGCCCCCCUGGAAUUAUUGAAAUGUAUCACGUAUAUGUUGACGGAUUUCUGAAGACCACUGUACGAGCUACAGACAAAACGAGGGCUUUAGUUGAAGGAGUAGAUAGUACAAAGCCGCACAGAAUCAGCGUAAGAUCAGUUACAAUCAACCGAAGAACAUCACGUGAUGCCGCCUGCACAAUGAUUAUUGGGAAGGAUGCUCCAUUAGGACCAAGUUGUGUCAAGGCUUCAAAUGUGACUUCUACAUCUGCCGUUAUAUCCUGGCUUCCAAGCAACUCAAAUUUCCAGCACACGGUUUCUGUGAAUGGUGUUGAGGUUAGAACUGUGAAACCUGGGGUUUAUAGACAUACAAUAGCAGGUUUGAACCCAAAUACACCCUACAAAGUUUCCAUUAGAGCUAAAAAUAUCAAAGCCUCUCCCUAUGUUGAUGAAAAAAGUUUAAUCCGCCUCUUGGAAAAACUCUCAGCGCACACAGAGUUCAGAACUCUUAACAAAGGUUUGCCUGAUCCUCCAAUGGAUGUUCGAGUGGAUUCAGGUCCUCAGGAUGGGACUAUUCUGGUAACAUGGAUCCCUGUCACGCUUAACACAAACAAUCCAAAGACCAAGACGGCUCCUGUUACUGGAUAUGCUGUGUUUGCUGACGGAAAACGAGUAACUGAUGUAGACUCUCCGUCAAGUGAUCAUGCCCUUGUAGAUCUUGCUUGCAUUGGACACUUUAACCCUAAAAAUAUUACUGUUAGGUCUAAAAGUCGUGAUCUCUUAUCACUGGACAGUUCUGCUGUUGGGGUUCCUUUAGCAACCAGAAGGGGGAAGAUUGGCGAGCGAGGAGGAAGGAUGGGGAACGGAUACAGGAUGGGUAGAGGAGCAGCCAGGAGGGGAGUCAGGAGGGACAUAUCCGGACAGAUGGUGAUAGAUCACGAUGAAGACAAUCUCAGUGACAAGGAAACAUUUAGUAAAAAUAUCCCGGCAAUAGAAAUAUCCCGUGAUUCAGCCUCCGAGGAGCUCUACAGUGACGAAGAACGCUAUGGAGGAGGUGGAGGACGUGGAGGUCGAGCAGCUAGUCUAGCACGACGGAGGGGUAGAGGAUAUAGUAGAGAACGAGGACAAAGCAGGAUAUUUGUUGCUCUGUUUGAUUACGACCCCCCGACCAUGUCUCCCAACCCUGAAGCGUGUGAUGAAGAACUUCCGUUUAGAGAGGGUCAGCUGAUAAAGAUAAUUGGUGAGAAAGACGCUGAUGGAUUCUACUGGGGGGAGUGUGGAGGUUUAUCUGGAUAUGUUCCUUGUAACAUGAUUUCUGAAGUACAAGUCGAUGAUGAACGUGUAGCUAGAGAAUUAUUAAAGGAUGAUCAGCGAAACCGAGGCCGGGGUGGAAUGCAACGAGAUCGGUGGGGAGAUAUCUACGCUAACACGCCAACAAAAAAGAUGAUCGCUCUUUAUGAUUAUGAUCCGUUAGAACUUUCACCUAAUGUGGACUCAGAGGUGGAACUGUCUUUCCGAACUGGAGAUAUAAUAACAGUGUUCGGGGAUAUGGAUGAUGACGGGUUCUAUAUGGCAGAGCUCAGGGGUCAUAGGGGUCUAGUUCCCAGCAACUUCCUGACGGAGGCCCCAGGACAAUACACCGGUGUUGGUGGGAUGGUCCAGGGCGGUAUGGCGCCCAGGCCGGGUAUGGCGGGAAUGCCCGGGAUGCCCGGAAUGAACCAGCAAGGCCAGGGCAGAUCAACGUUUAUGCAAAACGGAGGGAUAGUUGGUGGCCCUGGAAUGCCCCAAAUGGGUCAACCCCAGCAACCAGCACAACCCGCUAAAACUGGUUUGAUGGGAGGUCUCUUUGGUGGCAUAUCCAAGAUGACCGGUGUAGGAGCUGCGUCCACUGCAGCAGCUGCUUCUACUGCUGCCGCUCCUCCUGCUAUGUCCGGAAUGAACAUGAUGCAUCAACAGCAGCAGCAUCAGCAGCAACAUCAGCAACAACAGCAGCAGCAACAACAGCAGCAUCAUCAACAGGCAGCAGCCCCUCCUCCUGCUCUACCUCCCAUAGUAAACCUUGAUCAAAUACCAGGUCUGGAUGAUGAUAUACCGCAAGCUGUUAAGCCUCCGACAACUACCGCUGCUGAAGGCAGUUUUAUGGGAGGUCUAACCGGAGGUUUAACUGGUGGCCUCCAGUCUGGACUUGGCGGUUUGACCGGGGCGGCUAGCGGGGUCACCGGUAAACUUGGGGAUCUUGGUGGCAGUGCUACAGGAGCGGCGGGGAGUCUUUUAUCGGGCGGAAAGGGUCUUUUUAAAAAGUUUGGAUUUUAGAUAUUUUGAAACAUAUCCUUCUCUUUAUGCAUUGUUAUUAUCCUACGAUUUAUUUUUCUUCAUUUUGUUAUGAUUCAAGCAUAGAAAUUAAACUAAAUACAUUUUACACUUAUCCUU